GUAUAGAGAAAGGUAAAUUGCCUCUACACGGUAAUUUAAUAAUUCCCCAACGUAUAAAUCCCACGGAUAGUUACGAGGAAAAGCAACGCAAGAGGAAAGUAUUUUGGGAAUGUCAGCCCCGCAAUCACCAGAUUUUAGAGGAAAAAGCCCAAGCAAUAACUUUAACCAAAGAACUAUUAAAAAUAGAAAAUGACCCGAGAUUUACGAUAUUCACCGAAGAUAGGCAUCCAGUAACGACAACAUUUACCCAAAGAGGGACCGAGCCAGAGGCCCCCACUUUUGACUUUGUCAACCAGCAUGCGGAAGAUAUCGUUCGAGAAGCCUUAACCCAACAAAAUGAUAAUCGUCGCCACAAUAACCACGACGACAACAAAGAAACCAAUGCUUUUUAUUACUGA
This is a messenger RNA of Racocetra persica, 398 nucleotides long. The record is from the annotation of a GenBank genome assembly. Lineage: Eukaryota; Fungi; Glomeromycota; Glomeromycetes; Diversisporales; Gigasporaceae.